CCCAAACCCAGGAGAGGGAGAGAGAGAGAGAGAGAGAGAGAGAGAGAGAGAGAGAGUCGCCGGUGGCGAUGGAUCCACUCGCCGUGCUCCGCGAUUACGCCGCCCGCAACGAGCUGGACAAGAUCAUCUUCACCGCUGAAGACAUCCUCUUCGGCUCCGACUACUCAUUCCCGGCCUCCACCCCGACCGCCUUCACCUCCAAGCAGUCGGGCCGCCCCUAUCCGCUCUCCGCCGCCGUCUUCCUCGCGCAGCACCACGACCUCAAGCACACCGACUUCAUCCAGGCCGCGCGCCUCCGCCGCAUCCCGCCAGUCUCCCUCCCCGACCGCAAGACCUUCCUCGACUUCCUUCGCUUCGGCCACAACUCCCUCCCCUCCACCGACCCGCUCCUCCCCUCCGCCUUCCCCCCGCCGUCGCAGGAGCCCCACCUCCACCACCCGCCCUCGCCGACGCCUGAGGACCCCGACGCCGGCGCCGAGGAGCCGGUCACGGGGGCCCACAUCCGCCUCCUCGAGCGGCCGUUCAAGGACCGCAACGCCCUCCUCGACGCCCGCGGCCGCGACUUCCACGCCGUGCUCCAGAACGCCCUGCGCCGGCACGACGAGCAGCGCAAAGGCGGCGGCAAGGACGCGGCGCCCUCGCGCCACGAGCCCUCCGCCGCCGCCGUCGCCCUGGCGAAGCCCAAGGUGGAGAAGUCCCUCGGCGACGGCGUCGUUCCCAUCAUCCUCGUGCCCAGCGCCUCGCAGACGCUCAUCACGAUCUACAACGUCAGGGAGUUCCUCGAGGACGGGGUGUUCGUGCCCAGCGAGGAGAGGAUGCGGGCGAUGAAGGGUGGGAAGCCGGAGAGCGUCACAGUGCAGAAGAAGCUGAUUCGUGGGGAGAGGGCGGGCGCGACGGGGGGCUCGGUGUCCUUCGAGGUAAGGGACAAGCCGGCUUCGCUCAAGUCCGAUGAUUGGGGGCGGGUGGUGGCCGUGUUUGUGCUCGGCAAGGAGUGGCAGUUCAAGGACUGGCCUUUCAAGGACCAUGUUGAGAUCUUCAACAGAGUUAUUGGCUUCUAUGUGCGCUUCGAAGAUGAUAGUGUGGAGGCAGCCAAGGUGGCCAAACAGUGGAAUGUGAAAAUCAUAUCUAUAAGUAAAAAUAAAAGGCACCAAGACAGAACAGCUGCUCUUGAGGUAUGGGAGCGAUUGGAGGAAUUUAUGCGGGCGCGCGCAUAAUUGAAGUACCCUGUGUACCAUUAUUGAUCGUUCCGACUGUUAAAGGUCCAAAUGUUACGUUGAGCACCUGAGGCAUGCUUUAUGCUUGUUGGAUUACUGAUGGCCAGAACUGUUAUGCCAUUAUUUGUCAAAAGGAAAAAGAAGAGAGGAGAGAACAACUAUUCUGAUUCAACCUCAUAAUUCUCGGUGACGGUAGAUGGCAGAAAGGGAUGGAAGCUACGCCCAUGAAGACCCCAACUUGUGUACACUAGGAUAUUAGGCUAUCAUUUGUUCAAUAUAUAUCUAACAUUGUACUGCAGAUUUCUUAUUUUCUAGGCAAGUGGAGAUAUGCUUGCAAGUUGCACCUGAAAUUCUCUUAGCAAGUACAUUUCUUGAUGGUUCUCUAUCUACUUCGUACAGAGUUGCUGGAGGGAAUGUUGCGCUCCUGUCAUAUUUGAGCAAGUGUAUGAGAAACAUUUGUAUCUAAGGUUUAUUUUUGAAAAAAAUUAUCUGCUUCAGUUGCUCCUUGUAAUUUAAGCACCGGCCUGAUGUAUGGACUAUGCAUCUACCAGGAUCUGAUCUCCGGGCAUCUGUUUUGGUACAGUGGAGAUUCUGUAGAAUGAAGGUUUUUAUUGCGACUGCACAAAAGUAGAGUGCAGUUUUAACU
Messenger RNA from Phragmites australis (common reed), 1860 nucleotides. Its product is annotated as protein CDC73 homolog. The transcript is spliced from 4 exons. Bases 69 to 1214 code for a protein of 381 amino acids. Gene Ontology annotation, biological process: transcription elongation by RNA polymerase II; positive regulation of transcription elongation by RNA polymerase II. Lineage: Eukaryota; Viridiplantae; Streptophyta; Magnoliopsida; Poales; Poaceae. Gene Ontology annotation, cellular component: Cdc73/Paf1 complex. The record is from RefSeq and is a predicted model, not a curated record. Gene Ontology annotation, molecular function: RNA polymerase II complex binding.